UUUAAAAAAAUUGAAUUUUAAAGCUUUACAAUCUAAUGUAAUAACAUCUGGCAACUUUCCCCACACAUUGCGCUAAAUCUACAAAAAAAUAUAAACAAAACAAACAACUUUUGCAACACACACUUGAAGCUUGUGAAAAUAUUGAAAAUCCUGAAUAAAAAUGUCUAUUACCUUAGAAAUUAAUAAUAAACAAUUAAACUCCAAUGACAAUCAAUUAAAUUUACAUUAUCUACCCGCUAAAAUUCAAGGUGACGGCCCGGCUAAUGUGGAAAAGUAUUUCAAUCCCUACACCCACAAGGAUCAAGGCAUUUUGUCUAAUGCCUUGCGCGGUUAUCCUCUGCAAGGUGAAAUUUUAAAAGUACCAGAAGGAUUUAAAGGUUUAGUAGUGCAGGAAACCCGCAAACCUUUGGAUGAGGAAGCCGAUAGGCUGUUGCGCAUAAAGGGCUCGUUUGAAGAGUUUACUUACUGGAAUUAUGAUAAAAUACCAUCAGUAGCGGAUGGUUAUAAGCAAGCGUUACAAAUUUUAAGAUUAGCGGAAGAGUUAGCCGAACCUUGCACUGAGGAGGAUGUUCUUAAGGAAAUGGAAGAGUAUAAAAAAGCUAAGGCGGUUAAGAGUGAAAAGUAGUUUUAAGGGUUAUUAUGAAUUGUUAAAAGUAAAAAUUAUAAUUUAGUAAAGAGUUAAAUAUAUAUGUGCUAUAAAAUUGGAA
This is a messenger RNA of Lucilia cuprina (Australian sheep blowfly), 707 nucleotides long. RefSeq names its product ribonuclease H2 subunit C. The record is from RefSeq and is a predicted model, not a curated record. Bases 161 to 625 code for a protein of 154 amino acids. The transcript is spliced from 2 exons. Gene Ontology annotation, biological process: RNA catabolic process. Gene Ontology annotation, cellular component: ribonuclease H2 complex. NCBI's taxonomy places the organism in Eukaryota, Metazoa, Arthropoda, Insecta, Diptera, Calliphoridae.